AUGAAUACAAGACGAUCGCGAUGGACUUUCAGAAAGGCGGCCGUGCUAACGGAGUUCUUCAAGCAAGGUGACCUGGAGAAAAGUCGAGGAGACUUACCGCCCACCAUAAUGGACCGGGACAAGUGCGUCAUACCUGAACUGGAGAUACAGUUUCUACAAUCUAUAUGCGUGCCCUUGUUCGAAAUUCUCGGCAACAUUUUACCGAAAGCAGCGCCGUCUGUUAGAAUAAUAGAGAACCAUAUUGAAAGAUGGGACGCAGCGAUACCGAUUUUCGCAGAGCUCAGCUUCAAAGAAAAAGAGAAGCUGCGACUGGAAGCAGAAGCUGCUGCAGCCGCAGAAGCCAAUGAAAAUAAUUAG
Messenger RNA from Diatraea saccharalis (sugarcane borer), 357 nucleotides. Lineage: Eukaryota; Metazoa; Arthropoda; Insecta; Lepidoptera; Crambidae. The record is from the annotation of a GenBank genome assembly.